This is a messenger RNA of Gekko japonicus, 1501 nucleotides long. Its product is annotated as zinc finger protein RFP-like. Bases 1 to 1398 code for a protein of 465 amino acids. The transcript is spliced from 5 exons. Gene Ontology annotation, molecular function: protein binding; zinc ion binding. The record is from RefSeq and is a predicted model, not a curated record. Lineage: Eukaryota; Metazoa; Chordata; Lepidosauria; Squamata; Gekkonidae.
AUGGCAGCCAGGGGUCUCGUCACGGAGUUCCGCGCUCAAGCCAAGUGCCCCAUCUGCCUCCAGUACUUCGAAAAUCCAGUCACUAUCGACUGUGGGCACAAUUUCUGCCAAGCCUGCAUCGCCCAGUGCUGGGGGGAAUCUAACAGCACUGCUUCCUGCCCUCAGUGCGGCGAAACGGUUCAGAAGAGGAACUUCAAGCCAAACCAGCCCCUGGCAAACAUUACAGAAAUAAUCAAGAAAUACCAGGAGGGAGAAAGAGCAGAAGGAGACAAGCAAAUAUGUGAGAGGCACCGGGAACCCCUGAAACUCUUCUGCAAGGACGAUGAAGCCCCCAUCUGCGUGGUGUGUGACAGGUCAAAGAGGCACCAAAAUCACAGCGUGCUUCCUGUGGAGGAGGCUUCCCAAGAGUUCAAGGAGAAGAUCCAGGACCAGCUGCUAUCUCUGGAGAAAGAGAGAGAGAGGCUCAAGGAACAGAAAAUUACAGAAGAGCAGGGAAGCCAGAAGUGCCUGACACAGUUAGAAGUAGAAAAGCAGAAGAUCUUGACCACCUUUGAGCAAAUGCGCAAUUUUCUUGAGGAAAAGGAGCACCUUCUGCUGGCCCAGAUAACAGAUCUGGAGAAAGAGAUCAAGAGAAAGCAGGAAGAAAAUCUCACCAGACUCUGUGAGGAGAUUCCACGCCUCAGCAAACUGCUCACGGAGAUGGAGGAGAAGUGCCAGCAGGCAGAGAGUCAAUUCCUACAGAACAUCGGCAGUACUGUGAGGAGGUAUGGCUCUUUCUCUUUCACCUUUCGUGAAAAAAAGGGUUUCAUUUAUCGACCACCUGUCCUCCCUCUCUCCCCUCCCCUCUGCCCUACAGUGAGUGUGACGCUGGAUCCAGACACAGCCAAUCCCCACCUCAUCCUGUCCGAGGACCUGAAGAGCGUGAGAUGGGCAGGCAAAGAGCAGGACCUGCCCAAGACCCCCGAGAGAUUUGACAAGGAGCGCUGUGUGCUGGGCCGUGAGAGAAUCUCUUCAGGACGACAUUGGUGGGAAGUGGAGGUGGUGGAGGAGGAGGAAGAAGGGGCGCUGUGGGCAGUAGGGGCUACACGAGAGUCUGUCAAGAGGAAAGGGUAUUUCAGCCUCAAUCCUAGUGAAGGGAUCUGGGCUGUGGGGAAGCCAUUCUUUUAUUCCAUCUCUCUUCGGCAACUGGCGGCUUUCACUUCCCCCAAGAGGACUCCUUUGGACUUGAGACCUGAGCCCAGGAAAAUCCUGGUGUGCCUGGACUACGAAGAGGGUUCUGUGACAUUCUUUGAUGCAGAGACAGACCAUUUGAUCUUCACUUUUUCUUCAGCAGUGUUCUCUGGGGAGAAGAUCUGCCCUUAUUUCUGGGUAGGGAAGGGAGUCACACUGAAAUGCUGAAUACAGAGGCAAAUCCCAUGCCUACUCCCAACUUCUGUACCAUCAAAAGAAUACCACCAAAAGAUGUUGACUUUCUAGAUCUUUAUAACUGUACUAGCAGUAA